This is a messenger RNA of Knipowitschia caucasica, 1392 nucleotides long. The record is from the annotation of a GenBank genome assembly. Lineage: Eukaryota; Metazoa; Chordata; Actinopteri; Gobiiformes; Gobiidae.
AUGUGCGUUGGAGAGCUGACAGCAGGUACUAUGGAGCUGCAGGCUGUGCUGAUGGCAGCUGGAGGGGGCUCUCGCAUGACUGAUCUGACUUACAACACCCCCAAGCCAAUGUUACCUGUUGGCAACAAGCCCGUUAUCUGGUAUCCUCUGAAUCUACUGGAAAGAGUUGGAUUUGAAGAGGUAAUAGUUAUAACCACCAAAGAAGUCCAGAAGAUGAUGAGCACAGACCCUAAAAUAAAGGAGAUCAGAAUAAAACUUGAUGUGGUUUGUAUCCAAGAAGAUGGAGACAUGGGCACUGCAGACUCCCUGAGACACAUCCAGCAGAAAAUAAAGACGGACAUUUUGGUUCUGAGUUGUGACCUCAUAACCGAUGUGGCGCUUCACGAAGUGGUCGAUCUGUUCCGCGCGCACAACGCCACCAUGGCUAUGUUGAUGAGCAAGACACAUGAGUUCACAGAGACCGUCCCAGGACAGAAGGGGAAGAAGAAAGCAGCUGAGCAGAGGGACUUUGUAGGUGUGGAUCAUUCAGGCAAAAGGCUUCUCUUCAUGGCCAAUGAGGCAGAUCUGGAAGAUGGACUGUCAAUCAGGAAAUCCAUCAUGAGAAAACAUCCUCGUAUGCACAUCAAAACCGGGCUUGAAGACGCUCAUCUCUAUUGUCUCAAAAAGGCUGUGGUGGACUUUAUUACAGAAAACAAAUCAAUCUCAUCAAUUCGUGGUGAGUUAGUGCCUUAUCUAGUGCGAAAACAAUUUUCAAAAACCAUUAAUAAUUCAAAAAUGAAGGAAGACACUGAAGAUCAAAGCCAAAAGACCAGUGACUGCCUAGCUAGCCACGAGCUCCUGAUUUCAUCGCAGGACGAGUGUCUGCUUCAGCUGGCCCAGGAGCGCUCGUGCUGGAAUGACCACCGGGGCGAUAUGAGCGAGGCGUACCACGGGGGAAAGCUCCGCUGCUAUGUUCACAUAAUGGACCAGGGCCUAUGCUUUCGGGUCAAUACACUGGCUGCUUAUAUUGAGGCCAACAGACUGGCUCCAAAGUUGUUUGAAGAACCGGCAGUCCAUCCAUCUGCUGUUAUUUCUGAAAAAUGUCAGAUGGGCUCAGACAGUAUAAUCGGAGAGAAGUGCCAGAUUUCUGAUAAAACAUCCAUCAAGAGGACCAUGAUUGGAAACUACACUUCUAUUAAAGAGAAGGUCAAAGUUGCCAACUCCAUCAUCAUGCAUCAUGUCACGAUUGAAGAGGGAUGCAACAUUCAGGGAAGUGUGAUCUGCAGUAAUGCUGUGAUUGGGAGAGGAGCAGACCUUAAAUACUGUCUUGUUGGAAAUGGACAAAGCAUUGAUGCAGAAUCUGAGAGGACCAACGAGGUCAUCGUGGGAAGUGAUCAGCUCAUGGAAAUCUAA